Messenger RNA from Condylura cristata (star-nosed mole), 645 nucleotides. RefSeq lists its product as uncharacterized. Gene Ontology annotation, biological process: protein sumoylation. Lineage: Eukaryota; Metazoa; Chordata; Mammalia; Eulipotyphla; Talpidae. Gene Ontology annotation, molecular function: protein tag activity; ubiquitin-like protein ligase binding. The record is from RefSeq and is a predicted model, not a curated record. The transcript has 2 exons. Gene Ontology annotation, cellular component: nucleus.
AUGGCUUCUCCCCGGCGAGAAUGUGGCCCCGACGAGCCCCUGUGGGAGACGUCGCGCCUGCUACGGCAGCAAAGGAGGAGCCUGCCUGAGGGAGCACUCUGGCCGGAUCAGGACUCGGCCUCACUUUCAUCCUGCAGGUGGUUCUGCUUAAAAACAGCAAAAGACUCCUGCCGCUCCAGCUGCUGCUCGUGUGCUCGUUCGGCGCGUUCCUGCCACCUCUUUUGUGAAGCGGCAGCUGAGGAGACUCCAGAGCUCACCCUGGGCGAGGAAAAGCCCAAGGACGGAGUCAAGACCGAGAACAACGAUCACACUGAUUUGACGGUGGCGGGUCAGGAUGGCUCUGUGGCGCAGUCUGCCAUUAAGAGGCACGCCCCCCUGAGGAAACGGAUGAAAGCCGAUUGCGAAUGACAGGGUUUGUUGGUGAGGCAGAUUCCGAUUGACGGGCAGCCGAUCAAUGAAGCAGACACACCUGCACAGUUGGAAAUGGAGGAUGAAGAUCCAACUGCUGUGUUCCAGCAGCAGACGGGGUGCCUGCCGAAAAGGGGAGCUGCUGCUUUACUCCAGAGCUGUUUCCCCAGACCAAGAAGACAUUCUCAGUUAGAAGACCGCAGUCUGGUUCGCCACGUCCUGACUACGACAGUAUAG